Microplitis mediator is the source of this 2145-nucleotide messenger RNA. RefSeq names its product histone acetyltransferase p300-like. Gene Ontology annotation, molecular function: transcription coactivator activity; histone acetyltransferase activity; chromatin DNA binding. Gene Ontology annotation, cellular component: histone acetyltransferase complex; transcription regulator complex. Gene Ontology annotation, biological process: positive regulation of transcription by RNA polymerase II. The record is from RefSeq and is a predicted model, not a curated record. The transcript has 5 exons. Lineage: Eukaryota; Metazoa; Arthropoda; Insecta; Hymenoptera; Braconidae. The coding region runs from base 252 to 1730 and encodes 492 amino acids.
AUGUCUGGCGGUUUUCCGUCCUACGGUAUUACGUCUAAUUUUCCCUACGACUCAUUUUAUUUACUCCCAGUAUCUACUUGAAGCCAACAGCUUGGCUUUCUCAGACUUGAAGAAUAAAACUGCGUAGUUAAACAUAUUUUUGUUCAGUUCAACAUUCAACAAUCUUGACUAGUGGCACGUAGCCCUCCCGGGACUAUAGCCAAGAAGGAAUAAAAAAAAAAAAUUAUUGUUAUUUCAUAACGAUAAUAAUUAUGGACAAUAAAGAAGAGCAAAUGUCAGUUAACGAUGAUGGGUCUCCUAAUUUACAAGGAGUUAAUCGUCCUCAGGGUCUUGAUGGUAUUAUUCAGAUGCCAAUUCAGCAACAACAGCAAACUCAUAUGAUAAAUCAAGCACGAGGUCUGAGGUCUCGUCCACAUCAACAAUUCGAUCAUGGAGAAAUUGCAGGUCUUGGUCGAAGUGGUCCAAGAACGCAAGCACCACCAAACAUGCAAAGUAUUCCAAACAUGGGUCAAAUGGGUGUUUCAAGUCUUUAUAGAUGUGUAUUGCCUGGCUAUCCUAUCCAAGGCUUAAGCGGUCCAAUUGGUGUUGGUAAUGCCAUGAGCGGUCACAACGAAAUAACCCAGCAGCUUCAACAGCUUACUCUAAGUUCUGCUCUACUACUGUCUGGGGCCCGAACAGAUGGCCAACCGGAUCUUCAACGAGCAACUCAGGAACCAGUAGCUGGUGGAAGUACGCAAUCAAAUGACCAUAAUCUAAUCCAGCAGCAGCUCGUAAUUCUACUCCAUGCCCACAAAUGCCAGUUACGAGAGCGACAGGCCAAUGGUGAAACACGGAUGUGUUCUCUGCCACACUGCAAAACUAUGAAAAAUGCUUUGACUCACAUGACGACCUGCGAAGAAGGCACAGAAUGUAAGAUACCACAUUGCAGUUCAUCCAGACAAAUUAUUACUCAUUGGAAUCAGUGUCAAAAAAGCGACUGUACUCUUUGCUUACCUAUCAAACAAGCGCUUAAAAACAAGUCUCCUAUUUCUCUUGCUGCAAAUCAACCUCUAGGCACUAUGGGUAUAACACAGGGUCAAAACAAUACAGCUGGUAUUUUAUCAAAUGAGGCAGUGGGCCAUGAUGUCAGAAUGCCUGGACCGAGUACGCAAGGUCAUCCUGGUUCAAUGGCUGCAGGAAUAAGACUUGCACAGUCUCAAGCUGAACAAAGUCCAGGCCAAUCCGUAGGUAUUCAAGGACAAUCAAUCGCACCUAAUGUACCUCUUCCAUCAAGUUCCGAUCCAACGACUGUAGUCGUAAGUACUAAUCAACCAGCUUCAACGACGGGUCCAACGUCGGUUGUAUGCAGUAUGCAUCAAUUAUUUGGUCUCAAUGACUCAGGUCAGCCUGCUAUAUUAGGUGAAAAUCGUUUGCCAAAUUUACAACUGCCAGGUGGUCUUCAACCAGGACAAGUAACAGCUACACCAGUUCAAGGAACUAAAGAAUGGCAUCAAUCUGUGACGCCAGAUUUCAGAAAUUUUCUCGUUCAUAUAUUCGUUCAAGCAAUAUUUCCAUGUCCUAAUCCACAAGUAACGUUCGAUGAAAGAUUAAAUAAUUUAGUGGCGUAUGCGAGAAAAGUUGAAGCUGACAUGUAUGAAAUGGCUAACUCAAGUUCUGAAUAUUAUAAUUUAUUGGGGAAAAAAAUACGUAAAAUUCAAAAAGAACUUGAAGAGAAACGUAAAAAACGUUAAGAAAUGCAACUUGCGGUAAAUUCUAGAUUAUAAGCUAUUGCACCUCCACAAGUUGUUCCAGCUGCUGUACCUACUCACAGAGUAGCGCUUCUUACUUUGAGAAGUCUUUCACUGGGAAUGGGUCAAGUACGUACCAUUUAAGGAUUAGCAAUGCAACCUAAUCUUAUGCUAUUUCCUCAACAACAACAACAGCAGCAGCCACAGCAACAACAACAACAACUUGGUUCACCAAUAGCAAAUGUCGUUCCAACGAUUCCUCAAACUCCAUCACCCUUUAAUCGUUUACUACAGCAAAUUUAUCAACAACAAUUAAUCGAUGACAUACCCUAAUUAGAUACUAGGUUUUUAUAUUACCAAUUACUUGUAGUAGCACUAGUGUGAUUUGAGAAUUAAAUAAAAAAAUAAAUCUGACAAA